Puntigrus tetrazona (Sumatra barb) is the source of this 2307-nucleotide messenger RNA. RefSeq names its product cyclin A2 (gene ccna2). Gene Ontology annotation, cellular component: cyclin A2-CDK2 complex; cytoplasm; nucleus. Gene Ontology annotation, biological process: mitotic cell cycle phase transition; regulation of cyclin-dependent protein serine/threonine kinase activity. The transcript has 8 exons. NCBI's taxonomy places the organism in Eukaryota, Metazoa, Chordata, Actinopteri, Cypriniformes, Cyprinidae. Bases 406 to 1695 code for a protein of 429 amino acids. Gene Ontology annotation, molecular function: cyclin-dependent protein serine/threonine kinase regulator activity. The record is from RefSeq and is a predicted model, not a curated record.
CAGCCACAAAAAUCAAACCAAGCAGCUGCACAACACAAAAAAAAAGCAACAAGGCGCCGUCGUUUGACUUCAUAGAAGCGUCUUUUGUGGGCUCUCCGUGGCGUGUCGAGGGGUUUAGCUGACCGGCAUGGCGCGGUUUCUGUAGUUUAGGACUGUUGCAUGAUUUAUUUUCGAAUCUCGGUUUUGUAAAACGCCGCUGGCAACUGUUUAUAUUGUUUUUGUCCGGAUCUCAACAGCUCACUUCUUCCAGCUUCCCUGGUUUGUCUGCGCAUCCAUGCUUUAUUUGUUACUCACGUGCGAAUUGCUUGAUCAGUGAUCUUAAGCGACAUCAAAAGCUGCUCUUUAAAGGCUUUCAAACGUCGAUCGAUCUUGCGGGUCGAUUUGAGUCGGUCUGCUGCUGUAAGGAUGUCAUCUGUCGGUCAAACGCAAGGAAGCGCGGUUCAAGAUUCGGGGGCAGAAAUUCACAAUCAAGAAAACAUGCUCUCGCGACUACGCGGCGCAGCGAAGAACAGAAUUGAAAAUCGGGAAAAUGUCAACCCUAAACCGGGCAACAGGACCGUGCUGGGCGCCCUGGAGAACAAUCCGCGCCGACAGCCCGUGCUGCGAGGCGCUAAACAGGUCUCUGCUCCCCAAGUAAUUGUAUGUAAAUCUGAAGAAAAUGGCAGAAGCUUUGGAGAGAAGCCCUCCACAAGGCCACCUGCUUUUCAGAUCCAUGUGGAUGAGCCUGAUGGUGCGUGCUCUAAGAAACUGUCUACCCAAAGAGCAACCAUGGAUUGUUCCCCCCUCACACUAAAUCCCACUGUAACCCGCCUAAGGCAGCCCCUUGCCACUAUCGAUCUACCCAUGGAGGCCAGUUUUGAUUCUCCCAUGGAUAUGUCAAUAAUUGAUGGUGAGGAGAGGCCCACAAAUGUCAAUGAAGUCUCAGAUUAUGCAACAGAAAUACAUGCACACUUGCGGGAAAUGGAGGUCAAGUCAAAACCAAAAGCAGGUUACAUGAAGAAACAGCCUGACAUCACAAAUAGCAUGCGCGCUAUUCUGGUGGACUGGUUAGUGGAGGUGGGAGAGGAGUACAAGCUCCAGAAUGAGACCCUGUACCUGGCUGUGAACUACAUCGACCGUUUUUUGUCUUCCAUGUCUGUCCUGAGAGGGAAACUGCAACUGGUUGGCACAGCUGCGAUGCUUUUGGCUUCGAAGUUUGAGGAGAUCUAUCCCCCAGAGGUGGCAGAAUUUGUUUACAUCACUGAUGACACCUACACAAAAAAACAAGUGUUGAGGAUGGAGCAUCUGGUGCUAACAGUUCUCUCGUUUGAUCUUGCCGCUCCAACAAUCAAUCAGUUCCUCACCCAGUAUUUCUUGCACCAACCUGUGAGCAGCAAAGUGGAAAGCUUGUCAAUGUUUCUUGGUGAGCUGAGUUUGAUAGAUUGUGAGCCCUUCCUGAAGUACCUCCCAUCUCAAACUGCUGCUGCAGCUUUCUUUUUAGCCAAUCACACUAUUGCAGGUGGAUCAUGGGCGAAGGCACUCGUUGAGAUGACUGGCUACACUUUGGAUGAUCUUAUGCCGUGCAUUCAGGAUCUACAUCAGACCUACCUCGGUGCUUCUCAGCAUGCACAGCAAGCCGUUAGGGAAAAAUACAAGGGCUCAAAGUACCAUGAAGUCUCUCUCAUUGAGCCUCCAGAGAAGCUGAUGCUGAAUUAACCAGCUUGUCAACAUUGUUCAUUGGUCCCAUACUUCCUAAGGGAAUUGUGCACCCUUUGUCUUCCCUCCCUUCCCCAUAACUCCAAUAACUGAAGCCAUGGCCUCAAUUUCAGGGGAAUGGUGAGAUCUUUAGUGAUAUGUACAUUUUUAUCUGCAAUCCUUCAGGAUUGCACUUUUUUUUUUUUUAUAUAAUGCUUGAUACAACCAGAUAUUUGUACAUUAGGUAAUCAAGCAUUGUUUUAAUAUUUCAGUGUAUUCUAUUUUUAUGAAGACUCCCAGCAUUGCACUUUUUUUUUUUUUUUUUGUUUGUUUGUUUCCCAUCUUAAUUAAAGUGCUGCUGGCCUUUUUAAUGUGCUUUUGUCUUGUUUCUACUAAUGUUUGAUGCUCUAAGGUCUGCAUAAUGCUCCGAUACACAGUAAAACCAAAUGUGAGAUUACUGCUUCUUGGGUCUAGUCUUAGCACGAAACAGGCAAGUGAUUUCUCCUGUCACCCGAAUGCUUAAUGGACUUGCCCAACCUGUUAAAUUGGGUUGUUACAAAAAUUGUCAUUGUUAAAGUGCAUUACAGGGUGCAAUACAUUUCACAAAUUAAACUUGUGAUUUAUUCAAAGUUA